AUGGCAAAAGGAAGCUGUGUUUGCGGCCAGUGGACCUACGAGUAUGAAGGCGAGCCGGCUGGAGUAGCGGUAUGCCAUUGCAUUCCAUGCCGGAAGACGGCUGGGUCGAAUGGGAGUUUCAAUAUUCUGAUUCCGAACGACAAGUUCCACAAGCUUUCCGGCGACGACUUCAAAUUCGAACGGAUCGGCGACUCGGGCAAAGCGGUCAAGUAUCGCAACUGCGGCAACUGCGCUUGCGUUAUGACGGCGAACGCGGAUGCGAUGCCGGGCGUGACGAUUUUGAAGGGCGGGACUGUGGAUGACUUUGAAGAGGAUAGGAAGCAUCAGCCCGUCCUCGAGGUUUAUACGAAGAAUCGUCCGGAGUGGUGUCAUGGGUUCGGGGGUGCGCAGCAGAAGGAGACGACUUGA
Molecule: messenger RNA, 408 nt
Organism: Zasmidium cellare ATCC 36951
Lineage: Eukaryota; Fungi; Ascomycota; Dothideomycetes; Mycosphaerellales; Mycosphaerellaceae
Exons: 4
Coding region: 1-408 (135 amino acids)
Molecular function (GO): carbon-sulfur lyase activity
Source: RefSeq, a predicted model, not a curated record